Xenia sp. Carnegie-2017 is the source of this 819-nucleotide messenger RNA. RefSeq names its product armadillo repeat-containing protein 7-like. The transcript is spliced from 7 exons. The record is from RefSeq and is a predicted model, not a curated record. The coding region runs from base 109 to 636 and encodes 175 amino acids. NCBI's taxonomy places the organism in Eukaryota, Metazoa, Cnidaria, Anthozoa, Malacalcyonacea, Xeniidae.
AACACACAUAUAGUGAACAAAAUAAAACUUACAAUAUGUAAAAUCUACUAGACUACAAAUGCUACAAAUAUUUUACGUUUUUACAAACCAAAACAAUAAUGUGGAAUAAUGUUCUCCUCGCAAAAAUAUCUUGAUGAUAAAACUGGUCCUGAUGAUCUCAACCGAUUUCAAUAUCUUCAGGCUUUAGUUACGGAAUUUCAAGAUACGUCUAGCAAUGAUGCUAAGUCUCAAGUGCUUGCUAAUUUGGCAAAUUUUGCUUAUGAUCCUAUAAAUUAUACUCAUCUUAGAAAGUUGAAUGUGGCUGAAUUGUUUUUAGACAUGCUGACUGAAGACAAUGAAAAAUAUGUUGAGUUUGGAAUGAGUGGAUUAUGCAAUUUUUGUCUUGAUCCUCAUUGUCGUGAUACGAUUAUUAAAAAUGAUGGAUUACAAGAGAUUGUGAACUGUUUGUCAAGUUCCAAUGAAGAAACAGUUUUAUCAGCAAUAACAACUUUAAUCUAUUUAAAAGGCUCAGACACUUUGCAAGAGCUAGGAUCAGACCAAAUCAUUGAAUGUAUGACAACCUACUCAACUUCUUCAAAUACCCGCCUGGCGAACGUUGCAACAGUUUAUUUGGAGAAUUUCAAGAAAAGUGCGUGACUUUGAUGAAAAGGAUCUUUUAAAAUAUCAAGGGGAGAAGCAGAAACCUAUUUCUUGUAAAAUUUUCGUAAAAUAUUGCGUGUAAUUCUCUUCAAUAUCUUCAAAUAUAUUAAAUAAACGUUGUGUAACUACAUGAAGUAUCGCUUCUUACGUUGCCAUGGAAAUAAAAAUUUGUAGAUACAA